Darwinula stevensoni is the source of this 798-nucleotide messenger RNA. NCBI's taxonomy places the organism in Eukaryota, Metazoa, Arthropoda, Ostracoda, Podocopida, Darwinulidae. The record is from the annotation of a GenBank genome assembly.
AUGGUUCGCAAUUCCCUUGAGGAGACAACCCUCAGCCAUGAAUUGUUUCAUAGUGUGAGGGCUGCGUUUGAUGUCAAUACAGGCAUUCCUUCAAGAGAAAGUACUCAGAUAAUCUUUUCUUCACGAACCCAUUCCCAGCUAACACAAGUGAUUAAGGAACUGAAGAAUACACAGUAUCGAUGGGCUAAAGUUGCAGUGCUGGGAUCAAGAGAUCAAUUGUGCAUCAAUCCAGAAGUUCAGAGUGAGAAAAGUAAUGCAGGGAAAGUGCAUAUGUGUCGAGCCAAAGUACAGUCCCGGACUUGUGUGUUUUACAACAAUGUGGAAAAGCGAGUGCAGGAUCUGAGGUGGGAGGAUCGUAUCAUGGACAUAGAAGAUCUUGUGAAAGAAGGUAGAAAGAACAUUGUCUGCCCAUAUUAUGCCUCAAAGAAUCUUCGUCCAACUGCUGACAUUGUAUUCAUGCCGUACAACUAUCUUCUUGAUCCAAAAGCAAGAAAAUCUCAUAACAUUGAGCUCAAGGGUAAUGUGGUGAUUUUUGAUGAGGCUCACAAUCUGGAGAAGAUGUGUGAAGAGUCUGCUUCUGUUACCUUGAGAAAUUCAGAUGUCGCUCUCUGCAUUGAAGAAAUCACUCAGAUUACAGAAUACAUGAGUGGAGGAGGAAAUCCAUUCUCUGGGCCGACCUCAGAAGUGGACUUCAGUAUUGAGGAUGCAGCUGUGCUGAAAGCCAUGAUGUUGAAACUUGAGGAAGUGUUGGAUGAAAUCUCUGUAUCAAACAAGGACUCUCAACUAAACAUUGCAAAA